Molecule: messenger RNA, 3952 nt
Organism: Trichomycterus rosablanca
Lineage: Eukaryota; Metazoa; Chordata; Actinopteri; Siluriformes; Trichomycteridae
Gene: inpp5f
Product: inositol polyphosphate-5-phosphatase F
Exons: 20
Coding region: 301-3693 (1130 amino acids)
Biological process (GO): phosphatidylinositol dephosphorylation; regulation of endocytic recycling
Cellular component (GO): early endosome; clathrin-coated endocytic vesicle
Molecular function (GO): phosphatidylinositol-4-phosphate phosphatase activity
Source: RefSeq, a predicted model, not a curated record
UAUUGCAGGGACGGAGCUUCUGUUUUUCUGUUUGUUCAGGACAUGUCUUCGUUCACAAACGAGCUAAAUUACCUAGGAACUAGCUUAUACAUGGAACAGAGAGUGUAAUAAAGGCUGGCUGCUAAAUAAGUGAUAUUUAACUGAAUGAUGCAUCUGCCUGCUAGUCUGAACUGUGACUGAUUAAGACUGUAUUAGUUAAUUUAGAUAACACACUACCUGUCCUGGAUAACUGGCUGGAUUUAUUCUGCUGUCUGGAUUUGUCUCCAUCGAAGCUGCUCGGUGUUGGAUGUUUCCAUCGACAUGGAGCUUUUUCAGGCAAAGGACCAUUAUAUCCUCCAGAAUGGCGACAAUGCUCUGUGGUGCAGCAGGAAGGAUGGAUCCAUGACUUUAAAACCCGCCACUGACCUGCUGCUCGCUUGGAACCCAGUAUGCUUGGGACUGGUGGAGGGCGUGAUUGGGAAAAUUCAACUUCAUGCUGACUUGCCCUUGGGUCUGAUUGUGAUUCGCCAGAAAGCACUGGUGGGCCUACUGCCAGAAGACCACAAGGUGUAUAAGAUCACCAAGAUAACCGUCAUUCCACUCUCUGAUGAUGAACCACAGGAUCUGGAAUUAGAGCUUUGUAAGAAGCACCACUUUGGAAUCAACAAACCAGAGAAAAUCACACAGUCUCCAGAUGACUCCAAGUUCCUUUUGAAGACUCUGAGUCAAAUCAAGUCGAAUGUUGCUGUUCCUAUCAAGAAGAAGGUCAAAGAGAAUAAAGAAAAGGAGCGACUGGAGAAGAGGCUGCUUGAUGAGCUGUAUAAAAUAUUCAUGGACUCCGAUUCCUUUUACUACAGUCCCACAUACGACCUUACAAAUACUGUCCAGCGACAGGGAGACUCGGACAAGUCUGAUCUGCCAAUGUGGAAACGGGUUGAUGACAGAUUCUUCUGGAACAAAUACAUGAUACAGGACCUGAUCAGCCUUCAGGACCCUCAGGUGGACUUCUGGGUGAUUCCCAUAAUCCAAGGCUUCGUGCAGGUGGAGGAAUUAGUCGUGAACUAUAACGAGACCCCAGAUGAUGAGAAGAGCAGCCCAGAAACGCCCCAGCAGGAGCACAUCUGUGUAGAUGACAUCCAUCCACGCUUCACUGUGGCUCUCAUUUCCAGACGGAGUCGGCACCGCGCUGGUAUGCGCUACAAACGGAGAGGAGUGGACACUGAGGGACACGUGGCUAACUAUGUGGAGACAGAGCAGCUAAUCCAUGUGCAUAAUCACACCCUGUCCUUUGUACAGACACGGGGGUCUGUCCCUGUGUUCUGGAGCCAAGCUGGGUAUCGCUACAAUCCCAGACCUCGUCUAGAGAAAGGAGAGAAAGAAAACAUUCCCUAUUUUUCUAUGCACUUUGAGGAGCAAAUUAAAAUUCAUAAAAAGCAGGUCAUUAUAAAUCUGGUGGACCAAAAUGGGCGUGAGAAGUUGAUUGGUGAUGCGUACCUUAAACAAGUGCUGCUGUACAAUAACCCCAACUUAACCUACGUCUCAUUUGACUUUCAUGAGCACUGUCGAGGCAUGAAGUUUGAGAAUGUCCAGACGCUUACUGAUGCCAUCUCUGACAUCAUAACAGAUAUGCGAUGGUGCUGGGUGGAUCAAGCAGGAGUCAUCUGCACACAAGAUGGCAUUUUCCGAGUCAACUGCAUGGACUGCUUGGAUAGAACCAAUGUAGUUCAAGCUGCUGUCGCCCGAGCAGUGAUGGAAAAGCAGUUGAAGAAACUGGGGGUGAUGCCACCUGAACAACCACUGCCACUCAAAUGUUACAGGAUCUACCAGGUGAUGUGGGCCAACAAUGGGGACACCAUCAGUCGUCAGUAUGCUGGCACAGCUGCUUUAAAGGGGGAUUUCACACGGACAGGAGAGCGGAAGCUUGCAGGAGUGAUGAAAGAUGGCGUGAAUUCAGCGAAUCGCUACUAUCUGAACCGAUUUCGUGAUGCGUACAGACAGGCUGUCAUUGACCUUAUGAUGGGCCUCCCCGUUACCGAGGACCUGUAUUCCAUCUUCAGUAAAGAAAAGGAGCACGAGGAGAAAGAGAAGGAGAGUCAGAGAGGAGCACAGGAACAGGUCAGCCUCCUCCUGCAGACCUACAUGCAGCUUCUACUGCCCGAUGAUGAGAAGUUCCAUGGAGGCUGGGCUCUUAUUGACUGCGACCCUAGUCUCAUUGAUGCGACACACAAAGACGUGGAUGUUCUCCUGCUGUUGUCUAACUGUUCAUACUAUGUUGCUUACUAUGACGAGGAGGCAGAUAAGGUUAAUCAGUACCAGCGGCUUAGUUUAGAAGGUUUAGAGAAGAUCGAAAUAGGCCCAGAGCCCACUCUGUUUGGCAAGCCUAAAUACACCUGUAUGCGACUGCAUUAUCGAAAUGGUGAAACAAGUGGCUAUUUUCACACCCUGAGAGCGGUCACACGGAACCCUGAAGAUGACGGGAAAGACACACUGCAGUGUAUAGCAGAGAUGCUUCGCAUAACCAAACAAGCCAUGGGACCUGACCUGCCAGUCAUUGAGAAAAAACUGGAAAGAAGGCACAGUAAACCUCACGAAGACAUUAUGGGCAUCCAAGGAAAAUCCAACGAGCAAAUCCUGGGCUCAGGGAUAGCUCAAGGCAAAAGUUUUUUCAUGAACAAGUUCUCAUCCUUGAAUCAGAAAGUAAAGCAGACAAAAACGAACGUCAACAUUGGAAACUUCAAGCCGCUCGGCAAACUCGGGACCUUUUCCAAACCAGAAGUUAAAAUGAACUUUCUGAAACCGAACAUGCGGGUGAACCUUUGGAAAUCAGACAGCAGUUUGGAAACGUCUGAUGGCAAUCCAGGCCCUGGAGCCAUUAAAGAUCUCUGUGACAACCGUUCAGAUCUGGAGAUCUCUUCUGAUUCAGAGUCCUGCAACUCCGAUGAGCAUCCAUGCUCAGGCUCUUUAGAAAAUGUUGACUAUGUUCUUCCUAGCUGUGGCAUUGUGGCGUCUGCACCUCGACUAGGCAGCCGCUCCCAGUCCAUUGGAAGCGUUGAGCUUCCUGUGCCGUCAGUUAUUCGCGUCACAGACUGUGAGAGCAUAGUUGGGAAUAGCUUAUCUGUUGGACCAAACACACAAUCCCCUGACACAGCCUCAGAAGCAGAGGAGGCCAUCUUGAUCGAUUUUGGGACACCAAUCGAUGCUUACUGCCAUCAGUUUGUCCAGGACGCCCAAACUCAACCUAUAGAAGUGUUUGAGGAAUGCCCGGUAAUGUCCUGUAAACCAAACCCACAGGUACCUAAAGGGACGACAGAUCCUGCAGAUUCAGGCUCAAAGACAGAGAAGCAGCCGCAACUCCCUCGUCCAUCCCAGCUCAAUGUAGAGCCUUCAGUCCAAGGAGGAAAACUACUUACGGUCCAGCCUCCAGGUUCUGCAGCAUCAUGUAGCUCCCAAAAGAGCCUUGGCUCUAAUUUAGAAGGCAGUUUAGGACCUUCUCCAGCAGACAGUAACGGAGGUCGGGUCGUGUCCCCCUUUGCUAAGAUCAAGAGUUCCAUGGUGCAGGUGGCUAGCAUUACCCAGGCUGGACUCACUCAAGGUAUUAACUUUGCUGUGGCAAAGGUUCAGAAAACUCCAGAACCAGAGGCCGUCAAUGAGACGCAGGAGAAUGAAUUGCGAGCAAUGUUUACACAGUGCCAGACUAGGAUCAUUCAGAUAUAAAUGGGUAUAUAGGCCUUGUACAUAUGCAUUUUAGCAGGGGUGUAACGAUACAAAAUGUCUUGUUGCAGCAGUAAAAUUACUGUAAAAUACGUAAAACUAACCAAACUGAGGUAAUGAAAGUACCUGGUGCUUGUUACACUUCUUUAUUCGCAGUUGUUCUGUCCAGCUAUUGAACCAACUUAAUUUUUUCGUCAUUUUUAUACUGCACCCAGCGCACAUAAAAUAAGACAGCUGAGGUUCUAAAAGUGACUACUGCUUU